UUUCCUCCCCAUUGCUAAGGGGGCUCCCUAGCAACAGAACUUAGAACUUUGGGGGCCAGGUGGGCAGGCGGGCGGGGCCGAGCCGGUUGCUGGGGUGACGGCCUUCAAGGUCUCUCCCCCACAGAGGGCCCAGGGGUCUGGGGAGGCGACAUGGUGGGCUCUGGGAUCCCAGCUUUGGGCCUCUUCCUGCUAAUGCAGGGCUCAGUAGAUGGGAAUGGGAUCCAGGGAUUCUUCUAUCCAUGGAGCUGUGAGGGAGACGUGUGGGACCGGGAGAGCUGUGGGGGCCAGGCGGCAAUUGAGAACCCAAAUCUGUGUCUGCGUCUACGAUGCUGCUACCGCGAUGGGGUCUGCUACCACCAGCGGCCAGACGAAAACAUGCGGAGGAAGCACAUGUGGGCGCUGGGCUGGACAUGUGGAGGCCUCCUCUUCCUGAUCUCCAGCGUCUGCCUGUUCUGGUGGGCCAAGAGACGCAAUAUGCUGCGGUUGCCGUGGUUCCUGAAGGGCAAGUGCGACCUGUCCAGGACGGUCUCUCUCUUAUCCAAGGACCGGACUCCGAGCGAAAAGAAGAUGACGUCCGUUGGCAGCAUGUCCGCCUUCCUGCCCAUGGAGGGGACCCUGGACACCUCGGGGGGCACCGAGGGGGAGGGGACAGAAGGGGGCGAAGAAACGGAUGGGGGGGAGGAAGAUUAGGGGUACCCCUGGAGGGACCCCUCAAUACAGAUACAGCACAGAGAUGCAUGGUCUCUUUUCUGGAAAGCAUGAAGCAGGGGGC
Hippopotamus amphibius kiboko is the source of this 772-nucleotide messenger RNA. RefSeq names its product transmembrane protein 190 (gene TMEM190). The record is from RefSeq and is a predicted model, not a curated record. The transcript has 5 exons. Gene Ontology annotation, cellular component: inner acrosomal membrane. Gene Ontology annotation, biological process: hematopoietic progenitor cell differentiation. Bases 151 to 690 code for a protein of 179 amino acids. Lineage: Eukaryota; Metazoa; Chordata; Mammalia; Artiodactyla; Hippopotamidae.